This is a messenger RNA of Tarenaya hassleriana, 1746 nucleotides long. Its product is annotated as chaperone protein dnaJ A6, chloroplastic-like. Gene Ontology annotation, cellular component: cytoplasm. The record is from RefSeq and is a predicted model, not a curated record. Gene Ontology annotation, molecular function: ATP binding; heat shock protein binding. Lineage: Eukaryota; Viridiplantae; Streptophyta; Magnoliopsida; Brassicales; Cleomaceae. Gene Ontology annotation, biological process: response to heat; protein refolding.
GCAAACAGAGUUCAGCCUCAUCCUUCCUCUGCCGCUAACUAUUCUCUUGCGAAACAGCUCUUUCCUGCUCUCUUUCUCUAAGAGAGCGAAAGGCGAGAAGAGAUAUAGGGAGUGAGUUGAAUUGAAUGGCUCUAAUUCAAUUCGGAAGUGCGUGUGUUGCUCAAUGGGGGAUUCGCCCUCAGUUUCAAGUGAGAGCAUUUUAUCCGAGCAGAGAGAAACCCGCCCACCAAUCCAGUUCGACAAGCCAACUAAGUUGUUUUGGAGCAACUAAGUCGAGUAUAUUCGCAGGCGGGUCCUUGCCCUUCUUAUCAUUGUCGGGCCUAUCUCAAAAUUUACACCGUCGUAGAGGAGCACGCUUCACCGUUAGAGCUGAUGCUGAUUACUACUCGGUCCUCGGAGUUUCAAAAAAUUCAACCAAAUCAGAGAUUAAAAGCGCUUAUCGGAAGCUAGCUAGGAAUUACCAUCCUGAUGUCAACAAGGAUCCUGGAGCAGAGCAGAAGUUCAAAGACAUAAGUAAUGCUUAUGAGGUCUUAUCAGAUGAUGAGAAAAGAUCUCUGUACGACAGAUAUGGUGAGGCUGGUGUUAAAGGAGCGGGAAUGGGCACGGGGGAUUUCAGUAACCCAUUUGAUCUGUUCGAGUCAUUGUUCGAAGGCAUGGGCGGGAUGGGUAUGGGUGGAAUGGGUGGUAGGGGUUCAAGGAGUAGAGCAGUGGAUGGGCAGGAUGAGUACUACACACUCGUCCUGAACUUCAAAGAUGCGGUUUUCGGGGUUGAGAAAGAGAUAGAGAUCUCACGGCUAGAAACCUGUGGCACGUGCAACGGGUCAGGGGCAAAAGCCGGGACCAAGCCAACCAAAUGCAGCACUUGCGGCGGGCAAGGUCAGGUGAUAUCAUCAGCCAGGACGCCACUGGGCAUAUUCCAGCAGGUCAUGACAUGUUCAUCAUGCCAAGGCACGGGAGAAAUCUCAACUCCGUGUGGGACGUGUUCAGGGGACGGACGGGUGAGAAAGACGAAGAGGAUAAGCCUGAAGGUGCCAGCCGGGGUGGAUUCAGGGAGCAGGCUGAGAGUAAGGGGAGAGGGUAAUGCCGGGAGGAGAGGCGGAUCAUCGGGCGAUCUGUUUGUGGUGAUAGAGGUCAUUCCAGAUCCCGUGCUGAAACGGGACGACACCAAUAUACUGUACACGUGCAAGAUAACGUAUAUAGACGCGAUUCUUGGUACAACGUUGAAAGUACCGACGGUGGACGGGAUGGUGGAACUGAAGAUACCGGCCGGGACGCAGCCAAACACGACAUGGGGGGAUCAGUUGGUGAAGGUGCAAGUGGAGAUUCCAAAGAGAUUGAGCAAAGAGGAGAAGAAGCUGGUUGAGGAGUUGGCAGAUUUGAGCAAUAAGAACAAGAACAGCAAGACAGCUAACAGCAGAAGAUGAUGACUUUUGUUGUUGUUGGCCUUUGGCUUUCGGAUGAAGCUCAUCUCUCUUGAGUUGGGAUGGUUCCUCUCUAAGACAGGACCUAACCCUAAGGAUGAGUGUGUGAUUUGGUUGGAUUGGAUUGGAUUGGGAGAAGCAGUUGGGGGGGGGGGCAAGGUGUUAAACUAUGUUGUUGUGUUCCGAGGAGGUGAGAUUGAAUUCCCUCUCUAAUUUUGGAUUAAAUGGACAAAAUUAUUAGUUUCAUGGAUUUGGGUUAGAGUAGGCUCUGUUGUACCCCACAUAUAUUACAAUAUUUUAUUACAAGGAAGUUAUUGGAAUUUAA